Molecule: messenger RNA, 653 nt
Organism: Coregonus clupeaformis (lake whitefish)
Lineage: Eukaryota; Metazoa; Chordata; Actinopteri; Salmoniformes; Salmonidae
Product: 39S ribosomal protein L55, mitochondrial
Exons: 3
Coding region: 127-522 (131 amino acids)
Biological process (GO): translation
Cellular component (GO): mitochondrial large ribosomal subunit
Molecular function (GO): structural constituent of ribosome
Source: RefSeq, a predicted model, not a curated record
UUACCGGACAACUGCGCAUGACCUUCCACUUCCUUGUUCUCUCUUUUAGAACUGUAAAACGUAACGAUUAGCAAGAUAACAAACAAUUUCAAGUUCCUUUGAGAAAAACGCUUGCUAAUAUUCGACAUGGCCCUACUGAAAGUAUGGACGUCGAAGAGUGUUUUAAACAGAUGUCUACAAGAGGUGGUUGCUCAGAGGCAUUUCCUUCCUGUAUCAAGUUUACACACAACAACCACUCAGCACAACUCUAACAAGACAUCAAUUGUACGAAGCAGUCGACAGAAGUAUGAAAGGUUGUAUCCACUGUUGCUCGUACAACCCGAUGGUUCCACAAUUAACAUUAGGUACAAAGAGCCCAAGAGGAUACUCAUGUUGCCUGUGGACAUCAGUACACUCUCAGAAGAAGAAAGGAAGAUCAAGAUGCGGAAGCGGGAUCCCAGGAAGGGAGCUGUUAAGCAGAGGACAGUGGAAUUCGAAGACGAUUUCAAAGCGGAUGAUUACAGCAAGUUUUGGAAGAAGUGAUAGAGCCUGUUGUAGCUAUUUAACUUUGAAUGUUCUGCCGAUCAGUGUUUUCCGUUAGCCGGCAAUUGCCAGCUUUUGGGAAACAAAUGAAUAAAUGAAAAGCUGAUAAAUAAAACUUUUGCAGUCCAAAA